AUGGCCGAAUCGCCACGCGGGAUCGACCAUGUCGAUUCCAUGGACUCCAACGACUCGUCCCCGAAGCAGCCGGAGAAGAAGAAGAGCCGUCGCCCUGCGAACACGGCCUUUAGGCAGCAGCGGUUGAAAGCCUGGCAGUAUGAAUCCAUUUCCAUCUUCCUUCCCCAAGUCAUUUUCCGCGCGGGACGUGCUGACCCUCGUGUGUGUUUCAGGCCUAUCCUUACCCCCAAGACUGUCCUGCCUCUGUUCUUCAUCAUUGGAAUCAUCUUCGCUCCCAUCGGUGGCCUUCUGUACUACGCCAGUACUCAGGUAUACAUCUUCCUCUUCUCUCUCUCUCUCUCUCUCUCUCUUCUCUCUCUUCUCUCUCUUCUCUCUCUUCUCUCUCUUCUCUCUCUUCUCUCUUCUGUUCAAGAGAUUCGCCUCGACUAUACCGACUGCGUGAGCGAUGCCCCCGCCUACGCCGGAGGCUCCGGAUUCGAGAGCAUGCCGUCGUCCAAGAUCGAAAAGGCCUUCAAGUCGAGCAACAAGUCCGUCGAUGCCCGCUGGGCCCAGCGGACCGGUGUCAAGACCAACCUCAGCAACGGCGUCGAGGUCACCACGGACCGGUGCUACCUGCGCUUCAACAUCCCGGAGAGCAUGGGUCCUCCCGUCCUCUUCUACUACUUCAUGACCAACUUCUACCAGAACCACCGUCGCUACGUCGCCUCGUUCGACGCCGACCAGCUCAAGGGCGACGCCCGCACGUACGAUGAGAUCAAGGACUCGGACUGCGACCCCCUCGAGGUCAACAAAGACGAGAAGAAGCCCUACUACCCCUGCGGCCUCAUCGCCAACUCCCUCUUCAACGACACCUUCUCCAGUCCCGUCCUGCAGAACCCCCCGGGCGCCGAGGGCAACGAGACCGAGACGUACGUCAUGACCCAGGAAGGCAUCGCCUGGGACACGGACCGCGAGCUCUACGGCAAGACGUCCUACAGCAACGACGAGAUCCUCCCCCCUCCCAACUGGGCCAAGCGCUACCCGGACGGCUACACUGACGACAACCCCCCUCCCGACCUGGUCAACUGGGAGAGCUUCCACGUCUGGAUGCGCACCGCCGGUCUGCCCACCUUCUCCAAGCUGUACCAGCGCAACGACACGGAUGCGAUGAAGGAGGGCGAGUACGAGAUCAUUAUCGAAGACUUCUUCCCUUCAAAGGAGUACGACGGUACAAAGUCGAUCCUCAUCAGCACCCGCACCGUCAUGGGUGGUCGUAACAACUUCCUCGGAAUCGCCUACAUCGUCGUCGGCGGCGUCUGCAUCCUCCUCGGCACCAUCUUCACCGCCACCCACCUGGUCAAGCCCAGGAAGCUCGGCGACCACACUUACCUCUCGUGGAACAAUGUCCCGGCCAAUAAGCAGCAGAACCCCCCUACUGCCGUGGCGUCCGGCCGCUCGAUCCCCGGCGAAGCCUAG
Messenger RNA from Geosmithia morbida, 1455 nucleotides. RefSeq lists its product as uncharacterized. NCBI's taxonomy places the organism in Eukaryota, Fungi, Ascomycota, Sordariomycetes, Hypocreales, Bionectriaceae. The coding region runs from base 1 to 1455 and encodes 484 amino acids. The record is from RefSeq and is a predicted model, not a curated record. The transcript is spliced from 4 exons. Gene Ontology annotation, cellular component: endoplasmic reticulum; plasma membrane; Golgi apparatus.